Callorhinchus milii (elephant shark) is the source of this 2395-nucleotide messenger RNA. Its product is annotated as activated CDC42 kinase 1-like. Lineage: Eukaryota; Metazoa; Chordata; Chondrichthyes; Chimaeriformes; Callorhinchidae. Gene Ontology annotation, biological process: protein phosphorylation. Gene Ontology annotation, molecular function: protein tyrosine kinase activity; protein binding; ATP binding. The record is from RefSeq and is a predicted model, not a curated record.
UCUGGUCAGUCAAUCCACGACUGUUUGCGGGGACGUCAUUCCGCGCAAUUGGCCGCAGAGCUUUGCCCACAAAACACACAGUCACUGCGCUUCACGGCGUAUUCUGUGAAGCGCUUCGAGACGUCUCGACGACGUGAUGACUCUCCGGGUCAAGUGCAACGUUUAUUCCUUAUUAUUGUCCCAUCAUUAACAACCACAAUGCUCUUAAUUAUUAGCAACAUUAUUAAUCAUUAGCCAACUCUCGGCGUAAAGAAGUGUCUCCUCGUCUCCCCUCUGGUUCUUUGGCCAAUCUUUGGCCGGGUUGAGCGCCCGGAUUAAAUCUCCCGUCAACCUUCCCUGCUCCGAGGAGGAUAACCCUCGCUCCUCCGGCCUCUCCUGAGAGCAGAAGCCCCUCAUUCCUGGUCCAUCUCCUUCGCACCCUCCCCAAUGCCUUGACAUCCUCCCAAAAAUAUGGUGCCCGGAACCGACCGCAGUCGCUCGCUGCGGCCGUAACCAGCGACUUAUAAGGCUUUAUCUUAACCUCCUAUUCUAUUUAUGAGACGUGGAUCGGAUGCAAAGGGAAAUAGGCAUCGAGCGUCAGGGGGAGGAGACGGCUUUGAUUCCGAAAAAAANUCGCAUUCGGCCCCGUUUUCCAGAGCGUUGGUAUAUCGACAGAAACCGGGCGGAAAGGAUGUGUGGAACGAACCUUAAGCCAAACCCCGGUGUCAGUAUGUCUCCAGAGGAGGGCAGCGAGUGGUUGCGGCACUUCCUGCAGGAGUUGCAGUUGGAACAAUUCCACCUGAAGAUCCGCAAUGAGCUGAAUGUCACACGUUUGUCCCAUUUCGACUACGUCAAGACCAUGGAUCUGGAGCGAAUAGGAAUGGGACGUCCAGGACAGAGGCGUCUGCUUGACGCUGUGAAACGGAAGCGGGCAGCAGCGAAGCCUAAACCCUGGUCCAAGAUGUUCAACGCGAGAGCUGAUCUUUACGAAACUCCGUCCCAUCCCGGCGUUCCUCAAGGCUCCGCUCCGAACAGGGAUUUUUCCUUGAAAUGUCUGAUCAACGAGAAGGAUUUGAUGCUCCACGAGAGGCUGGGAACGGGCUCGUUCGGAGUGGUCAGACGUGGGGAAUGGAGACUGCCCAACGGGCGCACUGUAACCGUGGCUGUGAAGUGCCUGAAAUCUGAUCUCUCCAACGAGACAGAUGUAACGUCUGAUUUCCUACAGGAAGUGAAUGCCAUGUACGCUCUCAAUCACCCCAACCUCAUUCACCUGUUUGGUAUGACACUGGGACAGCCGAUGAAAAUGGUGACUGAGUUAGCAUCGCUGGGAUCUCUGUACGAUUACCUGCGCGUGAGAUACGGCCGCUUUCCCAUCGCCACGCUGUGGCUGUACGCCUCACAGAUCGCGGAGGGAAUGGCCUACCUGGAAUCCUCCCACUUUAUACACCGUGACCUGGCGGCUCGAAACAUCCUCCUGGCAGCCGAAGACACGGCAAAGAUCGCGGACUUCGGGCUGACGAGAUCUUUGACCAACACCGACCACUAUGUGAUGAAAGCGCAUCGCAGGAUCCCCUUCGCGUGGUGUGCCCCGGAAUGCCUAAAAUCCGGGCUGUUUUCCCACGCCUCCGAUGUCUGGAUGUACGGGGUUUUGCUCUGGGAGUUGUUCUCCUAUUGUGAGGAGCCCUGGUUGGGUCUCAAUGGUCGCGAGAUCCUAAUGAUGGUGGAUCGAGAAGGAAAGAGACUCGAUCAACCGGCAGACUGUCCGACCAACAUAUACAGUCUGUGUUUGCAAUGCUGGGCGGCACGUCCAGAGGAUAGACCGACGUUCAACAGCAUACUGACCUGGGUCAAGGAGGUGCGUCCGAGGGAAGCCAAAGCCAUCCAAGAUGUGAUGGACUCGGACCGACUGAGACUGCAGACCAACGAUCUGAUCACAGUCAUGGAGGGCAAACCUGGCAGCUCGUUGUGGAGAGGACAGAGCAAGAAAACACUUCAAAUCGGACUUUUUCCUCAGAGCUGCGUGACCUCAGACACAGCCCGACCUGCCCCAGCGAUCAGCUUCCCGCUCAGACAGACGUUCAUCCACGCGGGUCACGGGGACGUCAACCCCAGGAGAUGUUGGGGCAAACCAGAGAAAUCUUUUCAGGACAGAAUGGCCUCCAACCAACUUCUGGCAAUGUCAGGUCUGUCCCGAAGUUUGGACUCCGAUUUGGGUGGAAAGAAGCUCCUCGAACAGGCCAACCCAGACCUCGACCCAAAGCACCGGCCACAGAGAGUCAAGGAUCAGCCGGGGGGGGCGCGGAGGCCUGGAGUUGGCCACAAUGCCAGGAAGAUGUUGAGGGAUCUGGGAAACGGGACCCGGUUCGCCGCGGAGGCUGAGGAUAUCACUCUGGACCUCGGGAAACUUCGGCUCAAG